This is a messenger RNA of Humulus lupulus (European hop), 3146 nucleotides long. Its product is annotated as ABC transporter B family member 25, mitochondrial. The transcript is spliced from 20 exons. Bases 461 to 2794 code for a protein of 777 amino acids. Gene Ontology annotation, molecular function: ABC-type transporter activity; ATP binding; ATP hydrolysis activity. NCBI's taxonomy places the organism in Eukaryota, Viridiplantae, Streptophyta, Magnoliopsida, Rosales, Cannabaceae. Gene Ontology annotation, biological process: transmembrane transport; intracellular iron ion homeostasis. Gene Ontology annotation, cellular component: mitochondrial inner membrane. The record is from RefSeq and is a predicted model, not a curated record.
GUGAUAAAUGCAAUUUACAAAAUUCUCCACAAGAAAAGAAAAGAGCUAAUGAUAUGUGUGAUUUGGUUUGACCUAAAAGAAAUGGGGAUGAUUAUCUUUGCCUCCAUUCAGCGAGUUCUUCGACAUUAUCAUACAAAAUCAACGUGUUUAAUUAUACAAAUUUAAAAUAAAGAUGCACUUGGCCUAUAAAUUGGGUUGAGUGCAUGAUUAAAUCUCUCUUCAUGUUAAUAAUAAGCAGUCACAGAAUGAGAACCUCUCAACAAGAUUUCAACACAGAAGCCGUUAAGACCCAAUCAAAGUGAUGCAAAUAUAGACAUAAACUUCCUUCUCUCAAAUUAGGGUUUUCUUUCUUUCUUGUUUUGAUUCUCUUUUAAGGACCGUAAAUUGUUGAACUGCGUUCCCCAAUUGUUGCCAAUUUUGUAUUUUUUUUCUUCUUUGGAUCGAAUAGCAGGAAUCGAGAAUGCUGGGAGCUACGGCAUCGAGAUGUUACAGAGCUGGUGAGUUUCUGCUUCAGCAGAGUAGGGGUUUCACGGUUAUGUCGAAUCGUGUCUAUCGGAGCCGGAUUCCCGGUUCCUUAGGUACUGUUAGUGUUAGUGGUGUCUGUAGAAACCAUUUGAGUAGUGACCGAGGAGGAGUAGGGCGAAGACGAUGCCUGCUUCAUGUAAGUGUCAAAAGUUGUUUCAAUGGCGACUCGAUUUUACGCAGUUGUGGCUCGACAACGGCUCCUCUACCUAGGAAAAUCUUUCCUAAUAUCAAUGGCUUCCUCUCUGAUUCGUCCUCUUCUUUCUCCGUUCCUUAUUCUCGAUCAAAACCAGGCUCGGUUGUAGAUGGGUGGUCGUUAUAUUCGACAUCUUCGAGUGAUAAUAUUGAUAAUAAGAAUGGGGUACCAUCGAAGCCUGCUGCGGAACAGAGCAAAGCUACCACAGUUGUGACCAAGGGACCUGUGGACCAGCAAAUUGCUGACAUCAAAAUCCUCCGAACUCUUGCCGGUUACUUGUGGAUGAAGGAUAAUCCCGAGUUCCGUUGGAGGGUCAUUGCUGCCUUGGGUUUUUUGGUUGGCGCCAAGGUCAUAAAUGUUCAGGUGCCAUUCCUCUUCAAGCUUGCUGUAGAUUGGUUAACCACAGCAACUGGUAAUGCCGGUGCUCUUGCUUCCUUUACGGCAGCUAACUCGACUGCAUUAGCUCUUUUUGCAACCCCUGCAUCGGUUUUAAUUGGAUAUGGGAUAGCACGAUCAGGAUCUUCAGCUUUCAACGAACUGCGCACUGCUGUUUUCUCUAAGGUCGCUCUUCGAACAAUUCGCUCAGUAUCUAGGAAGGUCUUUUCUCAUUUGCAUGACCUUGACCUCCGAUAUCAUUUAAGUCGAGAAACAGGUGCACUGAAUAGAAUAAUUGAUCGUGGUAGCCGUGCAAUAAAUUUUAUUCUCUCAUCCAUGGUGUUCAAUGUUGUACCCACAAUAUUAGAGAUAUCUAUGGUUUCAGGUAUACUAGCUUACAAAUUUGGAGCACCUUUUGCAUGGAUCACAUCACUCUCAGUUGUUGCUUAUGUGGUGUUUACAUUAUCUGUGACACAGUGGAGGACUAAGUUUAGGAAGGCCAUGAAUAAGGCUGAUAAUGAUGCAAGUACAAGGGCAAUAGACUCACUUAUUAAUUAUGAGACUGUCAAAUAUUUUAACAAUGAAGCUUUCGAAGCUGAUAAAUAUGACGAGUACUUAAAGAAGUAUGAAGAUGCUGCUUUAAAAACACAACGCAGUCUUGCCUUUUUAAACUUUGGCCAAAAUAUAAUAUUUAGCACAGCUCUGUCAACAGCUAUGGUGUUGUGCUCACAGGGUAUUAUGAAUGGUAGUAUGACAGUAGGUGAUUUGGUCAUGGUGAAUGGACUUCUCUUCCAGCUGUCACUUCCACUCAAUUUCCUUGGUAGUGUUUAUCGUGAAACUAUACAAAGUCUUGUUGACAUGAAAUCUAUGUUUCAGUUACUGGAGGAGCGGGCAGACAUUAGAGAUAAAGAAGAUGCAAAACCUCUGAAAUUGAGUGGGGGAAGCAUUCAAUUUGGGAAUGUUCAUUUCAGCUACUUAACUGAGAGAAAGAUUCUUGAUGAUAUUUCUUUUCUCGUACCAGCUGGAAAGAGUGUGGCCAUUGUUGGAACUAGUGGGAGUGGGAAGUCGACUAUUUUAAGAUUGCUCUUCAGGUUUUUUGACACCCAUUCCGGAAGUAUAAGGAUAGAUGAUCAAGACAUUAGGGAUGUGACUCUAGAGAGUCUAAGGAAGUCGAUUGGUGUUGUGCCCCAAGAUACGGUACUUUUCAAUGAUACGAUAUUUCAUAAUAUUCGUUAUGGCCGUCUUUCAGCGACAGAGGAGGAGGUGCAUGACGCAGCUCGACGUGCAGCUAUACAUGUUACUAUCAUGAAAUUCCCUGAGAAGUAUUCUACUGUUGUAGGGGAACGAGGGCUCAAGUUAAGUGGUGGGGAGAAGCAACGUGUGGCUUUAGCUCGUGCAUUUUUGAAAGCACCUCCAAUUCUGCUGUGUGAUGAAGCUACAAGUGCACUGGAUAGCACAACAGAGGCUGAAAUAUUAACUGCAUUGAAGUCCUUAGCAACUAAUCGAACUUCAAUCUUCAUAGCUCACAGGCUGACCACUGCAAUGCAGUGUGAUGAGAUAAUAGUAAUUGAGAAUGGAAAGGUGGUUGAACAAGGACCACAUGAAAUUCUGUUGUCUAAGGCCGGAAGAUAUGCACAGCUCUGGGGACAACAAAACAACACAGUGGAUGUGCUUGAUUCUGCAGUCAAAUUGAGGGCAUGAUGGUUACUUCUCUCCAAGUACUAUCUCUAUUCAGAACAAGAAUGAAAAUGGAAUUUAGGAAGGUUCCCCUAUUUGUAUAACAGAUGAAUUUUGCUACCUCUUUUAUUUCAGUGGCUAUAUUUAAACUGAUAGAUACAGAAGCCGCACUUUAGGUGAAAAAAACUGUUGUUUUAAGCCUGUUAAACUUAGGAUGGAGUUCCCAUACCAGUUGAAUUGAUAGAAUGGUUUAGAAGGAAUAAGAUAUGUGUACCUUUACCAACAAUGUAAAUGAGUGAUGAUUUUGGCUUUGAAUGCAUUCUUAACUCAGAAGCAUAUUUCAAAUAAAUGUCAUAUCUUGAGUAGGAUUUUCUGA